Molecule: messenger RNA, 12120 nt
Organism: Arvicanthis niloticus (Nile rat)
Lineage: Eukaryota; Metazoa; Chordata; Mammalia; Rodentia; Muridae
Gene: Usp9x
Product: ubiquitin specific peptidase 9 X-linked
Biological process (GO): protein deubiquitination; cell migration
Cellular component (GO): nucleus; cytosol
Molecular function (GO): cysteine-type deubiquitinase activity
Source: RefSeq, a predicted model, not a curated record
AUGGGAGGCGCCCUAGCCUCCCCGCAGGCCACAGCGCUGGGAAUCCUGCCUUCCCUGCUAUCUCCCUGAGGCAAGGGGUUGGAGGUUAACACGGAGUGUUUCUCAAUCACUGUGUCACUGAACCUGGAGCUCACUGACUCUGCUAGACUGGGACGUUCUGACAAUUGGAUGAACCUUGAGGGCAUUGAGCCAAGUGAAAUAAGCCAGUAACAGAAAGACAAAAGUCCUGAUCACACUUAAAUAAGCUUCCUGUGCCUCUCAGCUUCCUCCAGAGACACUUGUCCUUGGCAGCUGUGCCUUCCUUGGGUGUCCAGCUGAGUUGUUUGCAGUUAACCAGCUUCAGCAAAUGUCAGCAUGAGCCCCUGGCUUGGGAUGCUCCCAGGUUAGGCCUCAUCCCGGGAUCGAGCUUUUGCCUAUCGUCUCCCGCCUCCGCGUGUCCUGCUACGCAGAAGACUCCAGUGUUGUGUUUGGUUAUGCAAUGGUCUCUGCAAGAUGUCUUAUUCUUGAAUUUGAACCUUUUAAGACUGACAAAUGCUGGUACUUCAUCUUCUAUAAGUGGACUAUAAUUUCUUUUCUUAAGACAACUACAUAAGCAGACAAAAUUGCAAAGAUCUGCCCUGUGUCGAGUAUGACAGCCACGACUCGUGGCUCUCCAGUUGGAGGGAAUGACAACCAGGGCCAAGCCCCUGAUGGACAGUCUCAGCCCCCCCUCCAACAGAAUCAGACUUCAUCGCCUGAUUCGUCCAAUGAAAAUUCCCCUGCAACUCCUCCUGAUGAGCAAGGUCAAGGUGAUGCUCCUCCACAGAUUGAAGAUGAGGAACCGGCAUUUCCACACACUGACUUGGCAAAGUUAGAUGAUAUGAUCAACAGGCCUCGAUGGGUCGUUCCAGUUUUGCCGAAAGGGGAGUUAGAAGUGCUUUUAGAAGCUGCUAUCGAUCUUAGUAAGAAAGGCCUUGAUAUUAAAAGUGAAGCAUGUCAGCGAUUUUUCCGAGAUGGGCUAACAAUCUCAUUCACAAAAAUCCUUACAGAUGAAGCAGUGAGUGGCUGGAAGUUUGAAAUUCAUAGAUGUAUUAUUAACAAUACUCAUCGCCUGGUGGAGCUAUGUGUGGCUAAAUUAGCCCAAGAUUGGUUUCCGCUUCUAGAACUUCUUGCCAUGGCCUUAAAUCCUCACUGCAAAUUCCAUAUCUACAAUGGUACACGUCCCUGCGAGUCAGGGUCCUCAAGUGUUCAGUUGCCUGAAGAUGAACUCUUUGCUCGUUCUCCAGAUCCUCGAUCACCAAAAGGUUGGCUAGUGGAUCUCCUCAACAAAUUUGGCACUUUAAAUGGAUUCCAGAUACUGCACGAUCGUUUUAUUACUGGAUCAGCAUUAAAUGUUCAGAUAAUUGCAGCCCUUAUUAAACCAUUUGGACAGUGCUAUGAGUUUCUUACUCUUCACGCGGUGAAAAAAUACUUUCUUCCAAUAAUAGAAAUGGUUCCACAGUUUUUAGAAAACUUAACUGAUGAAGAGCUAAAGAAAGAAGCAAAGAAUGAAGCCAAAAAUGAUGCUCUUUCAAUGAUUAUUAAAUCAUUGAAGAAUUUAGCUUCACGAGUUCCUGGACAAGAAGAAACUGUAAAGAACUUAGAAAUAUUUAGGCUAAAAAUGAUACUUAGAUUGUUGCAAAUUUCUUCUUUCAAUGGAAAGAUGAAUGCACUGAAUGAGGUUAAUAAGGUGAUUUCCAGUGUGUCAUACUAUACCCAUCGUCAUGGCAGUCCUGAGGAAGAAGAGUGGCUCACAGCAGAGAGAAUGGCUGAAUGGAUACAGCAGAACAACAUUUUAUCCAUAGUUUUACGAGACAGUCUUCAUCAACCACAAUAUGUAGAGAAACUAGAAAAGAUUCUGCGCUUUGUUAUAAAAGAAAAAGCUCUGACCUUGCAAGAUCUUGAUAAUAUCUGGGCAGCACAGGCAGGGAAACAUGAAGCCAUUGUAAAGAAUGUACAUGAUCUACUGGCCAAAUUGGCAUGGGAUUUUUCUCCUGAACAACUUGAUCAUCUUUUUGAUUGCUUUAAGGCCAGUUGGACAAAUGCAAGUAAAAAACAACGGGAAAAGCUCCUUGAGCUGAUUCGUCGUCUUGCAGAAGAUGAUAAAGAUGGUGUGAUGGCACAUAAAGUGUUGAACCUUCUGUGGAAUCUAGCUCACAGUGAUGAUGUGCCUGUAGAUAUCAUGGACUUGGCUCUCAGUGCUCACAUCAAAAUACUAGAUUAUAGUUGCUCCCAGGACCGGGACACCCAAAAGAUCCAGUGGAUAGAUCGCUUCAUAGAAGAACUUCGCACAAAUGACAAAUGGGUCAUUCCUGCACUGAAACAAAUUAGAGAAAUUUGUAGUUUGUUUGGUGAAGCACCUCAAAAUUUGAGUCAAAGUCAGCGAAGUCCCCAUGUAUUUUAUCGCCAUGACUUAAUCAAUCAACUUCAGCACAAUCAUGCCCUAGUUACUUUGGUAGCAGAAAACCUUGCAACUUACAUGGAAAGUAUGAGAAUGUAUGGCAGAGACAAUGAAGACUAUGACCCACAAACUGUGAGACUGGGAAGUAGAUAUAGUCACGUUCAAGAAGUCCAAGAACGGCUUAACUUCCUUAGAUUUUUAUUGAAGGAUGGCCAGCUGUGGCUGUGUGCUCCCCAGGCAAAACAAAUAUGGAAGUGCUUAGCAGAGAAUGCAGUUUAUCUUUGUGACCGUGAAGCCUGUUUUAAGUGGUAUUCCAAAUUAAUGGGAGACGAACCAGACUUAGAUCCUGAUAUCAAUAAGGACUUCUUUGAAAGCAAUGUGCUUCAGCUUGAUCCUUCCCUAUUAACUGAAAACGGGAUGAAAUGUUUUGAGAGAUUCUUCAAAGCUGUGAAUUGUCGAGAAGGAAAACUAGUAGCAAAAAGAAGAGCAUAUAUGAUGGAUGAUUUGGAAUUGAUAGGAUUAGACUAUCUUUGGAGGGUUGUAAUUCAGAGUAAUGAUGAUAUUGCCUGCCGAGCUAUUGAUCUCCUUAAAGAGAUAUACACAAACCUUGGUCCAAGGCUGCAGGUCAAUCAGGUGGUGAUCCAUGAAGACUUCAUUCAGUCUUGCUUUGAUCGUUUGAAAGCAUCUUAUGACACUUUGUGUGUUUUGGAUGGUGACAAAGACAGUAUUAAUUGUGCAAGACAGGAAGCUGUUCGAAUGGUCCGAGUAUUAACUGUUCUAAGAGAAUAUAUAAAUGAAUGUGACAGUGAUUAUCAUGAAGAAAGAACAAUUUUGCCUAUGUCCAGAGCUUUCCGUGGUAAACACCUCUCUUUUAUAGUUCGAUUUCCAAACCAGGGCAGACAAGUAGAUGACUUGGAGGUUUGGUCUCAUACAAAUGAUACCAUUGGUUCAGUUCGACGAUGCAUACUCAAUCGCAUUAAAGCCAAUGUAGCUCAUACAAAAAUUGAACUCUUUGUGGGUGGUGAGCUUAUUGAUCCUGGAGAUGACAGAAAGUUGAUUGGACAAUUAAACCUAAAAGAUAAAUCACUAAUUACAGCCAAACUUACACAAAUAAGCUCCAAUAUGCCUUCAAGUCCUGAUAGCUCCUCUGAUUCCUCAACUGGAUCUCCUGGAAACCAUGGUAAUCAUUACAGUGACGGCCCCAAUCCAGAAGUGGAAAGCUGUUUGCCUGGAGUGAUAAUGUCACUUCAUCCCAGAUACAUCUCUUUCCUUUGGCAAGUUGCAGACUUAGGGAGCAGCCUAAAUAUGCCACCUCUUAGAGAUGGAGCAAGAGUGCUUAUGAAACUUAUGCCGCCAGAUAGUACAACAAUAGAAAAAUUGAGAGCUAUUUGUUUGGACCAUGCCAAACUUGGAGAAAGCAGCCUUAGUCCAUCUCUUGACUCACUUUUCUUUGGUCCUUCAGCCUCACAAGUGCUAUACCUAACAGAGGUAGUCUAUGCCUUGUUAAUGCCUGCUGGUGCACCUCUGGCUGAUGAUUCUUCUGAUUUUCAGUUUCACUUCUUGAAAAGUGGUGGUCUGCCCCUUGUCCUGAGUAUGCUAACCAGAAAUAACUUCCUACCAAAUGCAGAUAUGGAAACUCGAAGGGGUGCCUACCUCAAUGCUCUUAAAAUAGCCAAACUAUUACUAACUGCCAUUGGCUAUGGUCAUGUUCGUGCUGUGGCAGAAGCUUGUCAGCCAGGUGUAGAAGGAGUGAAUCCUAUGACAUCGGUCAACCAAGUAACUCAUGAUCAAGCAGUGGUGCUACAAAGUGCCCUUCAGAGCAUUCCUAACCCAUCAUCUGAAUGCAUGCUUAGAAAUGUGUCUGUUCGUCUGGCUCAACAGAUUUCUGAUGAGGCUUCAAGAUAUAUGCCUGAUAUUUGUGUAAUUAGAGCUAUACAAAAAAUUAUUUGGACAUCAGGAUGCGGGGGAUUACACCUGGUAUUCAGCCCAAAUGAAGAAGUCACAAAAAUUUAUGAGAAGACCAAUGCAGGCAAUGAGCCAGACCUUGAAGAUGAACAGGUUUGCUGUGAAGCAUUGGAGGUGAUGACACUGUGUUUCGCCUUGAUUCCAACAGCCUUAGAUGCUCUAAGUAAAGAUAAAGCGUGGCAGGCAUUCAUUAUUGACAUACUGUUGCACUGUCGCAGCAAAACUGUUCGUCAAGUGGCACAGGAACAAUUUUUCUUAAUGUGCACCAGAUGUUGCAUGGGACACAGGCCUCUACUUUUCUUCAUUACUCUGCUCUUUACUGUUUUAGGGAGCACAGCCAGAGAGAGAGCUAAACAUUCAGGCGACUACUUUACUCUUUUAAGGCAUCUUCUUAAUUACGCUUACAACAGUAACAUUAAUGUACCCAAUGCUGAAGUUCUUCUAAAUAAUGAAAUUGAUUGGCUUAAAAGGAUUAGGGAUGAUGUUAAAAGAACAGGUGAUACAGGUGUUGAAGAGACAAUCUUAGAAGGACACCUUGGGGUUACAAAGGAACUACUGGCUUUUCAGACUCCAGAGAAAAAGUUUCAUAUUGGUUGUGAAAAGGGAGGUGCUAAUCUCAUUAAAGAAUUAAUCGACGAUUUCAUCUUUCCUGCAUCCAAUGUUUACCUGCAGUAUAUGAGAAAUGGAGAACUCCCUGCUGAGCAGGCCAUUCCUGUCUGUGGCUCACCAUCCACAAUUAAUGCUGGUUUUGAGUUACUUGUGGCAUUAGCUGUUGGCUGUGUGAGGAACCUUAAACAGAUAGUAGAUUCUUUGACUGAAAUGUAUUACAUUGGUACAGCAAUAACUACUUGUGAAGCACUUACUGAGUGGGAAUACCUGCCACCUGUUGGACCCCGCCCACCAAAAGGAUUUGUGGGGCUGAAAAAUGCUGGUGCUACUUGUUACAUGAAUUCUGUGAUUCAGCAACUCUAUAUGAUUCCCUCUAUCAGGAACGGUAUUCUUGCGAUUGAAGGCACAGGUAGUGAUGUAGAUGAUGAUAUGUCUGGGGAUGAGAAGCAGGACAAUGAGAGCAAUGUUGAUCCCAGGGAUGAUGUGUUUGGAUAUCCUCAACAAUUUGAAGACAAACCACCACUGAGUAAAACAGAAGAUAGGAAAGAGUACAAUAUUGGUGUUCUAAGACACCUUCAGGUUAUCUUUGGCCAUUUAGCUGCUUCUCGACUACAGUACUACGUGCCCAGAGGAUUUUGGAAACAGUUCAGGCUUUGGGGUGAGCCUGUUAAUCUUCGUGAACAACAUGAUGCUUUAGAGUUCUUUAAUUCAUUGGUGGAUAGUUUAGAUGAAGCUUUAAAAGCCUUAGGGCAUCCAGCUAUGCUAAGUAAAGUUUUGGGAGGUUCCUUUGCUGAUCAGAAAAUUUGCCAAGGCUGCCCACAUAGGUACGAAUGUGAAGAAUCUUUUACAACUCUGAAUGUAGACAUUAGAAACCACCAAAAUCUUCUUGAUUCUUUGGAACAGUAUGUCAAAGGAGAUUUACUAGAAGGGGCAAAUGCUUAUCAUUGUGAAAAAUGCAAUAAAAAGGUUGAUACUGUAAAGCGCUUGCUAAUUAAAAAAUUGCCUCCUGUUCUUGCUAUCCAACUAAAACGAUUUGAUUAUGACUGGGAAAGAGAAUGUGCAAUCAAGUUCAACGAUUACUUUGAAUUUCCUCGAGAGUUAGACAUGGAACCUUACACAGUUGCAGGUGUUGCUAAACUGGAGGGAGAUAAUGUCAACCCAGAAAGUCAGUUGAUACAACAGAAUGAGCAGUCUGAAAGCGAGAAAGCAGGAAGCACAAAAUACAGACUUGUGGGUGUGCUUGUGCACAGUGGUCAAGCAAGUGGGGGACAUUACUAUUCUUACAUCAUCCAGAGGAAUGGAGGGGAUGGUGAAAAAAAUCGUUGGUAUAAAUUUGAUGAUGGAGAUGUAACAGAGUGUAAAAUGGAUGACGAUGAAGAAAUGAAAAACCAGUGUUUUGGUGGCGAGUACAUGGGAGAAGUGUUUGAUCACAUGAUGAAGCGCAUGUCGUACAGACGUCAGAAAAGGUGGUGGAAUGCAUAUAUACUUUUUUAUGAACGAAUGGACACAAUAGGUCAUGAUGAUGAGGUGAUAAGAUACAUAUCAGAGAUUGCUAUCACCACAAGGCCUCAUCAGAUUGUUAUGCCAUCAGCCAUUGAAAGAAGUGUACGGAAGCAGAACGUUCAGUUUAUGCACAACCGAAUGCAGUACAGUUUGGAAUAUUUUCAGUUUAUGAAAAAGCUACUUACAUGUAAUGGUGUUUACUUAAACCCUCCUCCAGGGCAAGAUCACCUGUCUCCUGAAGCAGAAGAAAUCACUAUGAUUAGUAUUCAGCUUGCUGCUAGAUUCCUUUUUACUACAGGAUUUCACACAAAGAAAAUAGUCCGAGGAUCCGCCAGUGAUUGGUAUGAUGCAUUGUGUAUUCUCCUGCGUCACAGCAAGAAUGUGCGGUUUUGGUUUGCUCACAAUGUCCUUUUUAAUGUUUCAAAUCGAUUCUCUGAGUACCUUUUGGAAUGUCCUAGUGCAGAAGUGAGAGGUGCAUUUGCAAAACUUAUUGUUUUCAUUGCACAUUUUUCCUUACAAGACGGGCCUUGUCCUUCACCUUUUGCAUCUCCUGGACCUUCUAGUCAGGCUUAUGACAACUUAAGUUUGAGUGACCACUUAUUAAGAGCAGUACUAAAUCUCUUGAGGAGGGAGGUUUCAGAGCAUGGACGUCAUUUACAGCAGUAUUUCAACUUGUUUGUAAUGUAUGCCAAUUUAGGAGUGGCAGAGAAAACACAGCUGCUGAAACUGAGUGUACCUGCUACCUUUAUGCUUGUGUCCUUAGAUGAAGGUCCUGGUCCUCCAAUUAAAUAUCAGUAUGCUGAAUUAGGCAAAUUAUACUCAGUAGUGUCACAGCUCAUCCGCUGUUGCAAUGUCUCUUCAAGAAUGCAGUCUUCGAUCAAUGGUAAUCCUUCUCUUCCAAAUCCUUUUGGUGAUCCUAAUUUAUCACAACCUAUAAUGCCAAUUCAACAAAAUGUGGUAGACAUUUUAUUUGUGAGAACAAGUUAUGUGAAGAAAAUUAUUGAAGACUGCAGUAACUCUGAUGAGACUGUCAAAUUGCUUCGCUUUUGCUGCUGGGAGAAUCCUCAGUUCUCAUCUACUGUCCUCAGUGAACUUCUUUGGCAGGUUGCAUAUUCCUAUACUUACGAACUCCGGCCCUAUUUGGAUCUGCUUUUACAAAUCUUACUGAUUGAAGACUCCUGGCAGACUCACAGAAUUCAUAAUGCCCUUAAAGGAAUUCCAGAUGACCGAGAUGGGCUGUUUGACACAAUUCAGCGUUCUAAGAAUCACUAUCAAAAAAGAGCAUACCAGUGUAUAAAAUGUAUGGUAGCCCUCUUUAGCAGUUGUCCUGUUGCUUACCAAAUCCUGCAGGGCAAUGGGGAUCUUAAAAGGAAAUGGACCUGGGCAGUGGAGUGGCUUGGAGAUGAACUCGAAAGAAGACCAUACACUGGCAAUCCUCAGUACACCUACAACAAUUGGUCUCCUCCAGUGCAAAGCAAUGAAACAUCAAAUGGCUAUUUCUUGGAGAGAUCACAUAGUGCUAGGAUGACACUUGCAAAAGCUUGUGAACUCUGUCCUGAGGAGGAACCAGAUGACCAAGAUGCCCCAGAUGAGCAUGAAUCACCUCCACCAGAAGAUGCUCCAUUAUACCCCCAUUCCCCUGGAUCUCAAUAUCAGCAGAAUAACCAUGUGCAUGGACAACCAUAUACAGGCCCAGCAGCACAUCACAUGAACAACCCUCAGAGAACUGGCCAACGAGCACAAGAAAAUUAUGAAGGCAGUGAAGAAGUGUCCCCACCUCAGACCAAGGAUCAGUGAAAUGCACAUAUUAACUGGUUCCAUCAAGACUGUGCACCCAGGCCUUACAGUCCAACUUUUUCUGUGUCUGGCUAAUAUUUCAAACUAGAAAAACUAUUCCUAAUCAACAUGGAGUGGAGAGUUUAUUCACUGUCUUAUCUGCAGAAAUUUGCUGUCAAUAUAUAACCCGCCUGCAGUGGAAAGUGUAUAGUGUUUUGUAAUAAAUGGCCUGAUGCUAAUGUGUAAAUGGCAAAGGUGUAUAUAGUAUAUUAAUGUUUGACUGUUAAUUCUUAAGCAAGAAACUUUUUUUUUCCUUGAUGAGACUCACAGAUCUACAAAACUACAUUCAUUUUCUUGUUAUACCUACUGCUCUCUGCAGCCAGUGUUGCCUACCUUGUGGCAGUUGAAUCACCUCCUUUACAAAAACAAAGUAAACAAACAUCAACAAAACAGCCCAUUCAUACAUGUCACACCAAUAGUUUCGUGUUCAUUGUUUGCCACUGGAGUCAAUUUUACUAUGAGCAAUGUAAGACUAAUUACCUUUUGAUUUAUUUGGUUGAUGUGGAAAAUUGGUGAUGUACUAUGUUUCUAGUCUUUUUCAUUGCCUUUUUAUUCUGAUGUUAGGUUAAUCACUUUGAAGCUAUAGAUAUGCUGUAACAUUUAGCAUGGCUUCACACAAGUUAGUGUAGCCAAUGAAGAAAUAUUACCAUAAUGACUGCAGUUGUCCUGACAUGGCAUCUGCAUUGCUCGGAGCUUUUCUUCUUAAACCCUAGAUUAUAAAAUACAGACUGAGGGAGAACUGUGACAAGCAGGCAGUUCUCAAUUACACACGCAUUCUUCUCAUGUUUGACAGUGUGAUCUCUGGGUGGAAUAAAGAACACUUAAACUUACCAACUUGGUAAUGGGAAUUUUGAAAGAUUUAAAACAAAUACACAAAAAUUUGCUUCGCCAGGAUGCUGGCUGGAGCCUAGUAGUCUGUAUUUGGUGUGCUUGUUUCGUUCUUUGCUAGAGCUUACUAAGUGACUCUUUUCAAACUGUCCUUCUGCUGCGGAAGUCCUCAGAAUCCCACAAUCUUUGGAGUACCUCUGCACCAAGGUCUCUGGCUGAUUCUCUGCUCAGUCAAUUUUACUUGAAAGCAAAAAUUGUCCUAGCUCCUUUUCCAUUAUUCCAAAAAUUUUAACAUUCAAAGCAGGGUCUAAUUUUAAAAAUUACUGGUAGUUAAUAUAAUUGAGGGAUUAAAUUUUAGAAUAAACAAUUUGAAUAAAGACAAAGGACUCAGUUAAAACUGUAUUUCAGAGAAAAUUGGUGACUUGAAUAUGUGUAAUUUUUUUGCAACCUGUCUAAAACCAAAUACCCCUGCAAACAGAUACAGCCUACGCUAUUUAAAUAUUUUGCUGUUUUAUUUUAUAGAAAUUAUUUUGCUGAAUUUGCAAAUAGAAUUUGAUUUAAGAAGAACAUUUUGUCCUGUGGUGUGUUUGGGGGUUUUCGUACUUUGUCUGCCUCCCUCCCCCCCUUCUCUCUUUGAGGACUGCAUAUUUCGGAAAGCUAAUUUCUGUGCAUAGCAUGUGUAGACAUAACCUGCAGUGAAGAUUUUAGUCUCAUUACGUUUUUGUGCACAGAAAGAUGGGGUCUUUGGCUCUUUACUAAAGACUUGGAGAACAGGAUGUUGACGCUGUAAAAGUUCCCUAACAAUCAAUCUUGUACUUUUUGUAUGUUUUUAUAUACAUGUGUAUUUAAUGAGCACAAGCUUGGUUGUAUUUUUUACGAUUCAGUUGGUAGGAAAAUGUUGAAAGGCUAUAGUUGGCAUUGAUCAAAGCAGAAGCAAAAUUGAACAUAAUGUUAUUUUGUGAUUUAAAAGGGGCAGUAUUUAAGAUAAAGGUUUAGGUAUCUUAUUUGCAGUAUUUCACAGUUCUGCUUCUAGGCUUCCUGUAAUUUUAGCAACUUUUGACACCAGAUAGAUUGUGUUUACAUCAGAAUUUGCUUUUGUUUUGGUUUUUGGAGCCUGGGGAUCCAGGGCCUGAAGUACUCCAGGCUAGUGCUCUACCACUGAGCUGCACCUCCAGCCUGAAUUGAAGUUUGAGCAAAGGUUGUACAGUGUUUGCAAUUCCAACUGGAAACUUUUAAAAGUUCUUCAAGUAGUGAAAUAGGUUAGCUUUGUUUGGACGAGUAACUGGUACUAGUUACAUUAUCUUACCAUCUGACAUGUGACUUCGGUAUUUUCUGCUUCUUAAGGAAAUAAUGAAAUACGCAAAACUUAGUGACUUUAGGUAAGAGAGAAAACUUGACAUUUUCAAAGGCUGUGAAUUUUUCUUGGAGGGAUUCUAUCCCCCACCCCUGGUAGUUGCUUUGAGUGUAUAAGCCCACCAGUUCCAGAUGAUAAGUGCUUAUGAGUCAUGGUUCCCUUCAUUUGAGGAAGAGUGGGCCUGUGUCAUGACCAGGAAUGAGGGAAGGUGAACAGAGUUAUUUUUGUUUGUUUGUGCAAAUUAUUUUCUAUAUUAGCUCUUUAAGCAUUAAUGUAUAACCAGAAAUUUUAAGAUGCAUGUUAUUGUAAGAGCAACAUAGUGGUGAUUUCCAGGUCUUUUCUCUAAAACAUAAGUGGCACAUUUUAAAUUUGAAGUCUUAAAGUGCCUAAAAGUUAUUUGAUUCUCUCAACUGAUUUCUUUUGAGCCAUAUGUUUUCUCCUUUAAAUGUUUGUUGCAGAAUCACUAGUCUUCAUUUGAAGAGCUCCCACAUUUCUAAAUGGCAUGAUUACUCUAUUGAAGACAGUAGAAUCUGUUAACGUAAGACUGAAGAGAUUUUAUUGUGCAACUGUGUAAACUGGGGCUUUGCCCAGUCGGAUCUAAGUAUUUUUGUGUACAACUUGGUAAACACCGUAUUGCUGCUGUUUCUAAGCCCUCCACCUACCAAAUUCUCAUGUUCAGCAUCGCAGAGGCAGAAAUACAAGCAUAAUCAUAUAUGGGCUUUGUUUUUUUGUUUAUUUUUCUCAGUGAUGAUUUCCCAGCUUUUUUUGUCUCUUAGCUAUAAUUAUACAGACCUAGAAUUAUUCAAAUGUUUUCUAUUUUCAUGAUUAACUUUUAUUAGUGGACAAUAACAACUUAAGUCUUUAAUCCUCAUAUUGGUUAAAAAGAUGAGGAGCCUUUUUUAUUUGAAUUACUUUUGUAAAGGAAAGCAACAGUCUGAAUAUUCAGGUGACUACUUUGGCAUAGUUCUUCAGGUUUUUAUUAGUAUUUUUCCAGGUUAUGUUUUCCCAUGAACUAUUUUACUUUUUUGUGGUUAAUUUGGUGGCUAUAUCCUGCCUUAUUUAGAAUUUUAGAAAAUUGCCUUUUUGUGAAAAGUGCCCAGUUUUUAUUUCUAGUUUGAAGGUACGAGGACAUACAACUGCUGAUAAAGGAAAACAGCACCCCUUUGCCCCAGCUUCUGUGUUACCAACAUAACCAUUCUCAGUACUGGUUUCAUUGUAGGGCCCAACCAGAAUUGGUCCUGCACCUACAUGAGUGUUGCAUAUUUGAAAAGAGUUUGGGUGUGAUAAAUCACUACAGAAGUGCUGAAUGUAUUAAGAACUUGCUGCCGAUUGUAUUUCUAAUGAUUAUUUUGUGUUUGCAGAAGUAUGUAGCACUUGUCCUCCAAGCUUACAGGUGUAAGGGGGGAAAGGUGAACCACAUUUUAAAGUCACUAAUGAGUGUGAUUUUUUUUUUUUUUUUUUUUGGAAUUGGGGUUCUCAAAAGGAAAUUUCACCGCCCAAAUCCCACAUACUUCUUAGCCUUUUACAAGCCAACAGACUGACAUAAAGAUUGUCCGCAGUUCGUAAGAUCUAGCACAUAUACAAAAAUAAAACUUUAUAAAUUAAA